CAAUAUUGAAAAUUGGUGAUAAUUAUUUGCGGAGCUAUUUCCGAAUGGAAAUGAGCGAAUCGGUGAUGAGCGGAUGUAGAUAUGUACAAGUCGCCUGUGGCGUCCACCUAUCCUUACGAGUCGUUCCAAGACCGUUUUCUGUUGUCAGGAAACAAAGUGCCUGCCUGUCGUCCUGUAACGUGUACUCGUGUAAUGGUUUUGUCCUCGCACGUGUGUAUUGAAGGCCCUGCAGCGAAUCUCGUUCCAUCCCCUGUACUGCGCAAAUAUCAGCUUUCUACUAAUUCUAGAAUCUAGUAUUAUCUAGGGCUAGAUUAACACUACUGUCAGUGCUCCAGUACUAGUAGUACCCAGUCGAGACCUGCCAUGAAUCCAUGAUGCUGGCUCCGCUGGCUUCCUCCUUUGCUAUGUUCGUGAGCGGUGGAGGGGACACAAUCGGCCGGCGAGCAACGACGUUUGUCAUGAAUUAGCUACACUUGGCAGACGUGACAGCACUGGAGAUGGGCCCGUUGCCGCUGCUGUUGCUUCUGCUGGCCGUGGCGAUCGUAGUGGGGCUGAUUGCAUUUCAUUUGCCAAUGGCAUGGCUCGCUGAAUGCUGCCUUGUUGAAAACCUUUGAACGAGCCUGCCGGUAAACGUGUUGGCUCAGAAGAAUAUAUCAGCGUCGCUUGCAAAGGAGCCAUCCACGACCAAUGCAUGCUAAUUUCAGGGGGUGACUGGCCUGACGGAUGUGGUUGAUGCUGUGUGACCAGUACUAGAACUAGAAUUGAGGGUUGUAAAAUCAACGUAAAGAGCCAAAUGAGCGCCUAGUAAUAGUAGUAUUGUCAAUAUUGAGUACUGCAUAGGAUGAUUGAGUGACCAGUCCCUGGAUAUCUGCUGCUCCCUACUGGUAGUACAUGUACUAGCACUAGCACCGAUGCUUGUCUGUACACGUGAAGUAUUCUAUGUCACUGGUAGAGUGUCAGGCAGAUUGAGAGCUUGUGGCGUAGUGGUGGUGAGACCCAGGCAGGCAAACCAAAGGUUCUCCGACCCAGUCUGAGUCUGACUGACGUUAGCAGCAGACUUUGCUGGUGCAGAUAACAGUGGUGGUUGUUACCUGAAGAUGGUUUCUUGUAGCGCAGGGCUGGUGACUUGACCAGAGUGUGCAUGGGCAGCAGCAAAGCCAGUGAGCUUAGUCAGUGUGCAGUGUGUGCCUGAUACUCGCCACUACACUCACAUUAGUAGUGGUGUUUGGACAACUAAGUCACUGCAAUUUGGGUCAGUUGGAGUGCUACUGCAGUGCAGGUACUGCAUCACAGAUUCUGUAGAAGCCAGGCACCUGGUUGAGUACUCCAUAGAAACAACAGCAUCAAUCAAAUUCAGUGAUAGUAGUGGUAGUAGUAGCAGUGCGAUGGUGUUUGUGGCAUGGUGAGCAGCUGACAGCCAUGUCUGGACAUUUCCUAGCCAGACCUUCGGAGCAGAAUGACUGGCUCUCGCAGGCCACUGUCUUGCAUCCCGUCACGGUGGAGCGCGGUGAUGGAGAUGCCACCACACCGGUGGGGUGCUCUUUACUAGCCGUACUCCGUGCUGCCACCGCCGCUGCACCUCGUAGCAAGAGUCCCGUAUUCCAGCGUAUCAGACCAAAAACAACACGCCGCCGCAGACUGAUUGAAGAGCUCGAAGCAGAGAAGAGGGAAGUAGAAGAGAGUUAUGAGGAGAGCCAGGCGCAGAUUGCAAAGCUAGAGGCAGCCAUUGCCGAACGCGAUGAUAAAAUUGCUCGCCUAUGCAAGGAAGUUGCGGAGGAGAAACAACUUCGCCAGACUGACGCAGAGGCGGUUGCUGCUCGGGCCGAGCAAAUCCGCACCUGGGUUGGAACGAAAGUCACUGAGCUUGAGCAAGAAAACAAGCGGCUUCAGGAGUCUUUGCGACAGGCGGUUUCCGGAUCCAAAAAUCCGAUAUCCCCGACUAGCCAUGGGUAUGACUCGGUGCGACAAUCGUUUCACGAGUAUGACUACCUUCCACAGUUCACGCUCACAGGCUCUAGUGAUGCACACGAGUACGAAGAACCGGAUGAUGAAUUCAAGCGCCGGUUUUACUCGACAACUCCACCAGCUGCACCCCAGCAUGGGGUUCACCCUCAGCCCGUUCCUCCUCGGCGUGAGUCGGCUGGCGCCAUACACAAGCUGUCGCCGAAACACAUCGUUCCAGCCAUUUCUCCGCUGCCAGCUCCUGAUUUCCGAGCGUUAGAGCCAGGCCGUCCCGAGAGACCGCCAACCCCAGACCUGGCACUGCUGUCACCAGGUGCGUCUCCUCUGCCCGCCAGGCACCAGAAUCACUUCAUCUUUGGCAACUUUGAACAGCUGAAAAAGUCCCGUUCAGAAUCGGAUCUAUUAGAUGAUAGUGCCCUGAUGAGCCCGCUGUCGCCUUCAGACCGAAACAAGCGGUCAAAUCCAGAGAUUGCACAACUGCAAACACGGCCCAGUAAAAAGCCUCGCCCGCUCCCUCGUCGACUUGCGAACGGCAAUGUGUCGGUUCGAAAAACGUCUGAACCACCUGAGCCCGGUUCUGUCCUGAAACCGGCAAUCAUACCCCGGCGCAGGGCAAUCACUGAUGGUGAUCUUCUUCUCGGUCCGCUGUCGAGGGAGAGAGAGGACGAAUUUGCGAGGUUCUCCCAUGUCACUGAUCCAUAUGCACGUGUGAAGAAGCGUAGUAAAAGUGAGGACAAUAGCACUGUCGUCCAGGCAUCUGCAGGUGUGCCUAUUCCAGACCGACCAAAAAAGAAUAUUUAUUAUCAACUUGAAACGCCACUGGAAGAGGUGCCCACUGGGAGCAGUCCCGAGAAAGAAGCGGAUACGGCGGAAAUCCGUUCUCGUAGCCCGCUGCGCUUUGCGUCCGCUUCGUCGGAGGCAGCGUCGCCGCCUCCAUCACCUGGCUUCCUACAGCCUCUGUCAGCAUUCACCUCUGUGAACACGCUACCUCGUGGUGGUGAUACCUGGUCACGGGAAUCGUGUGCUCUGCAGCAUGACUACUCCAACAUAGAAGUGAGACCAGAUCACCACACGAAGAGCAACGGCCUAUCGAAUGGCGGUGGUGGCGUGAUGAUGGAGCAUCAGUCACUGCUUCCCGUGUCAUCGUCCGAUUCCGCUCUUGGUACGCUGGAUAAACCGAGCAAUGUGAAUGGAGGUGAUAAGGUUAUGCCAGCCGGAAGUCCUCCAGCAGUCGGUUCAACCAAGCCAGAGUUGCCCAAGCCGCAGCGGAAGCCACCUCCACCGCCUGUUCUGCCAAAGAAACCGCUCCGAUCAAAUGGACUUGCGGCCAUCCCAGCAUCAGUUCCAGUAAUAUCUCACAUGCUUGGUGCAGAUGAGAUGGAUGAUGCCCCACUGUUUGAAACUGUGCCCAGAGGUAAUUCUGUUGGCGUGAGACCCACGAAGAAGAGACCACUGCCGGCGUCCGUAAACAAUGCGGGCUUCCUUGCCAGCAGUGAGGACGAGAGGGAGGACUCCAGACAGGGCGGUAUCCUAACGUGCGACAACACCGGGCUGUACUCUAAUGCAAAGUUUGAGCCGUCGCGAAUGUCGGCGUUAUCGACCGGUGCUCCUGUGUCUUCUGCUAUGCCAAUGGGUGAGCACGAGGCCAAUGCAAAGCGCAGCCGUAUACACAACCUGGCCAAACAGCACAAAAUGCACCGGUCCUUUCACGCGGAUAACGCCUUUGCAGACCCUUUGGUUUCCGGCUCUCCGCCGGCCGGCAGAUCUCGUGCUCAGCCAAAAGUCCUCAGUGAUGGCUCUCUUGAUGAACCAGUCUUGCAAAAGGCCGAUCUUGAGCAUCAAGGUUAUCUAACUAAGCAAGGCAGCAAGGGCAAGGCGUGGAAGCGACGGUGGUUUGCUUUGGAAGGAGGAGACCUGACGUAUUACAAGUUGCGGGAGGACUGUGGUCGGCGGAAACCACGAGGGCGCUUACCACUCGGUGAACUUCAAGCUGUGUCCCGCGAUGAAGAUUUAACCCUGCAGAUCACCACUACCAGCAAAAUGUACUCUCUAACGGCUGACUCAAGCUUUGAAGCCGAUGCCUGGCUGAAGGUCUUUCAGAACAUCUUACGGACCAGCCUUGGCAAGCGCGCUCUUGAAAAGGUGCCGACUCUGCUGCGACCGGAAUACCAAGGUUGGGUGACGCGGAUCCAGAAUGGCCGGGCAAAGCGUUGCUGGGCGGUGAUCGUCCGAGAAAUGCUCCUCUUCUAUCUGAGCCAAGACCGCGAUGAGGAUCCGUUUGCCGACGUAUGUCUGGAAGAGUGCAGUCUCGGAGUUGGCAGCAACACGUCGAAUGAGGAAUCAUCACGCUUCCGCAGUCAGCUGAGCUCGCCACUGCCUGAAAAGUUCACCAUAACUCUGUUCAGCAAUCGUGAUGGAGCGACCAGUCCGACGCAGCCGCAAACGUCCCUCACUGUGUCCGGCAAGGACGAGAAGAGCAAGUGGCUGUACCACCUUACAAUGUCCUGCAAAGGCUUUGAUGAGACGGACACAGAGAAAAUAGUAUCCAUGCUGAUGGACAAGCACCAUCAGAUGCUCUCGGACUUUGAAGGUGAUAGCAAGGUGUGGUGGAAACACCCAGUGUUGUCCUAUUCAAGCAAACUCAUCACACAACCACUGACCACACUGAUGACGGAUGAGCUGGGCCAGAAGGCGGUCGGCUUGUUCAAGAACAUCCAGCUCUUCUGUGAGGUCAAGGUGGAACAGCGCGGCAUUGAGUACCACAUUGCGCAUGUCAUGUCGCUGCUCAAGGACAUCUUCUCCGAACCGGGCCUGCUCGACGAGGUCUACUGCCAACUGAUCCGCCAGUCGCACAACCACCCCAUCCCGAACGGCGUUCAAGUCCAGCAGUGCUGGCGUCUGUUGAUCAUCCUAGUUGCCUGUGGCCUGCCUAAAGCAAAGAAGUUCAACUGGUACCUGCAGCGACAUAUUCAACAUCACUUGGAUUAUGAUGGCGACGUCGCCGUGUUGGCCGCAUCGUGCCAGCGGUUGUUGAAGAGAGUUCACAGCAAUGGUCCUCGCGCUUUGCUGCCCAGUCGCCUAGAGCUUCACUGUCUCCUAUUGGGUGACAUGUCGCAGACAAGACCCGUCAUGCUGCCCGUGGAGUUGAUGGAUGGUACUAAAUAUGCUGUGGAAUGUGAUGCCCUGUCACUGGUCCAGGAGGUCACUGACAACCUUAGUCAGAGACUUGGCCUGCGUGAUACCCUGUGGAGCGGCUUUGCACUGUUCACAACCCAGCCCGGGUGCAAUGAUCAAGAAGAAUACCUGAAGCCAGCAACAAAGAUCUGUGACGCAGUACAGCGAGUGGAGAAGGAGGCAUUAAAGGACUUCCGCAAUGGCCGUCUAGCUCCGGAGAAGCUCUGGCGGCUUGUGUUCAGGAACAGGCUGUACUUCAAAGGCCUUUCCAACCAGGAGACGGAUAUGGAAAAAAAACUACUGCUUUUCCAGAUCCACGAGGAUGUUGUCAAAGGACGGUUCCCUGGAAACGAGGAGUUUGCUAUUGAUAUGAUGGCACAUGUCAUGCAGGUUGCACAGGGGCCUUGUCCGGCUGGCCUGAACUCUCAUCAGCGACAGGGAGCGCUGACCUACUGCGUCAACAACUUCUACCCAAAACGCUUGCUGGAGGAGAGCACAAAGACCGAAAUCCAGAGACUAACACAACGCCUCUGGGUGAAGUGGGACGGGCUUCGGCGGACAGCAAGGGACGAGUGCCUUGCAGCGUAUUUGAGAAUGGUGCGCCGCUGGCCGUUCUGUUCGGCCGUCUUCUUCCCUUGUUUGGUACGCGGAGUCGAUACUUCAUCAUUUCUUCUUGCCAUUCAGGAGGAUAGUGUGUCGUUUCUGCGAACGGACUCCAUGGACUUGGACCACUGCUAUCGGUACGACCAGCUGCUGACGUUUGGUGGCUGCGAUGGUGAUCUGAUGCUGGUCAUUCAGCACUCCACCAAGAAGCUGAGUGCAGCCGCGGCUCGACGCAACACACCAGUCUCUAUAGGCGCCUCCACGGGAGCAGAGACUCUGGAGAAGAGUGGAACGCGAAAGGUGCUCCUGCAGAUGAAGCCGGAAGAUGUGACGGCUGCAACUCUUACCAUUGCCAGCUAUAUCCGGACAUGUGAAUUACAGCAGGAAGCCCUGGAGGCAGCUGCCACUGCCCUUGGACUCUAGUCCGACCAUGCAAGACCCAGAGUCAGAAACGUGAAACCAGCUAUCGCCACUACACUUGCCAGAUUCGCUAGGCUCUUGCGGUGAGUCACCGUGUGCUUAUGUAGAAUGGUCUGAGGCCGGCUAUGACCGUCAUGCACUUGAGCAUGCAGCUAUAGCACCAGCAUCACCGACAAUAGGUUAUGGCAAGUUCAGGUGGUAUGCCCUCCCCUCAACCCCCCCCCCCCCCCCACACACACACACACACACGCACACACUGCAUCACAGAGCAAUAACAGUUAGUAGAACUACUUUGAGCUCUUUUUGGCAGAGACAGAUAUAAUGAAGACUGGGACUCUGUUUUAGGUGCAUUGAUUUUGCCUCAGAGUUGAUCGCACCACGUAUCACAUAUGUGCUUGAGCUACUAAUCGAAUCAUAAUUAUUAUUGAGCAAUGUAGCUGAUGAUGGUAACUCCAAGAUUAGACGAAGAGUCAUCAGUAUAGUAUUGGUGUUUCAUUUAUAUGCUGUCGCUACAAUGACACCUAGUGAAUUCUCCGAAAGAGCUGAAUUUAUCAUUAUCUCGCCAAGCAGAUGCUGUUGAAUGAUAGCCCGGAUAGAUAUCUGCUAGAUUGAUAUUGUAGGAGAACCCAGCUGUGCAAAUUCUUCCUGCCAGAAUUGUAAUUAAUUUAAAGAGAUUUAAAAAAAAGAUCUAUAUUCUAUCAUCAUCAAUUCUGGUGAAAUAUUGAAAUUUUCAUAGAUUUUCGCAAUGUUAUUCCGAGUCAUGUUUUGAGCUAA
Messenger RNA from Sycon ciliatum, 6933 nucleotides. Its product is annotated as pleckstrin homology domain-containing family H member 2-like. The record is from RefSeq and is a predicted model, not a curated record. The transcript is spliced from 33 exons. Bases 1420 to 6162 code for a protein of 1580 amino acids. Lineage: Eukaryota; Metazoa; Porifera; Calcarea; Leucosolenida; Sycettidae. Gene Ontology annotation, cellular component: cytoskeleton.